AGCCUUACCCAGUAAGAUGGUCCCCGCUCAAAACGGAAGAAGAAGAGCUGUCCGUUUCCCUCACGUUGGUUGAAGUUUUAAAGCUAACGUUCAGAUUUUUGUUUAACAACUUCAAGGCAAAAUGCCUUCAGCAGAUGGACCAACUGAUGUCCUCUUUGAGGACGAUGACCUACCUUAUGAAGAGGAGAUCAUCAGGAACCCUUAUUCAGUCAAGUGUUGGAUGCGAUACAUCGAGUUCAAACAGAAUGGACCCAAGGCUACACUCAAUAUGAUAUACGAGCGGGCUCUGAAAGAGCUACCUGGCAGUUACAAGCUUUGGUACAACUACCUGAGAGAAAGGCGGAAGCAAGUAAAGGGGAAAUGUAUUACAGAGAUGGUUUUUGAGGAGGUCAACAACUGCCAUGAAAGGGCCCUGGUGUUCAUGCAUAAGAUGCCUCGUAUAUGGCUUGAUUACUGCCAGUUCUUGGUGGGUCAGUCUAAAAUCACCAAAAGUCGAAGGUCAUUUGACCGGGCCCUCCGAGCACUCCCUGUUACACAACAUCCACGUAUCUGGCCCCUCUACCUUCGCUAUGCACGGAAGCUCCCACUGCCCGAGACGGCCAUCCGGGUCUACCGCAGAUACCUAAAGCUCUCUCCAGAAAACGCAGAGGAGUACAUUGACUACCUGCGCUCCAUCGGUCGCCUGGACGAGGCGGCCGUGCGCCUCGCCGCCAUCGUCAACGAUGAGAACUUUGUGUCCAAGGAGGGGAAGUCCAACUACCAGUUGUGGCAUGAGUUGUGUGACCUGAUCUCCCAGAACCCUGACAAAGUGAAGUCGCUGAAGGUCGGGGCCAUCAUACGAGGAGGCCUGACCCGCUUCACAGACCAGCUGGGGAAACUCUGGUGCUCCUUAGCUGACUACUACAUCCGCAGCGGCCACUUUGAGAAGGCCCGUGACGUGUACGAGGAAGCUAUCCUGACAGUGGUGACGGUAAGGGACUUCACCCAGGUGUUCGACAGCUACGCCCAGUUCGAGGAGAGCAUGAUCGCCGCCAAAAUGGAGACCACGUCUGAAAUGGGCCAGGAUGAAGACGAUGACGUUGACCUGGAGCUCAGGCUGGCCCGCUUCGAGCAGCUGAUAGCCAGACGGCCGCUCCUGUUGAACAGUGUCCUGCUGCGGCAGAACCCCCACAACGUCCACGAGUGGCACAAAAGGGUCAAGCUGUACGAGGGCAAUCCGCGACAGAUCAUCAACACGUACACGGAGGCGGUGCAGACUGUGGACCCCCUGAAGGCCACGGGGAAGCCCCACUCCCUCUGGGUCUCCUUCGCCAAGUUCUACGAGGAAAACGAGCAGCUGGACGAUGCCAGGACCAUCUUUGAGAAGGCCACCAAGGUGACCUUCAAACAAGUGGACGACCUCUCGGGGGUGUGGUGUGAGUACGGAGAGAUGGAGCUGCGACACGAGAACUACGAGCAGGCGCUUCGCAUCUUAAGGAAAGCAACGGCUAUACCGGCCAAGAAGGCAGAGUACUUUGAUGUGUCCGAGCCCGUCCAGAACAGAGUCUUCAAGUCCUUGAAGGUCUGGUCUAUGUUGGCCGACCUUGAGGAGAGCCUGGGAACUUUCCAGUCUACAAAGGCAGUGUACGACCGCAUAAUCGACCUCCGCAUCGCCACGCCACAAAUCAUCAUCAACUACGCCAUGUUCCUGGAAGAGCACAACUACUUUGAGGAGAGCUUCAAGGCGUAUGAACGAGGCAUUGCGCUCUUCCGAUGGCCCAACGUGUACGACAUCUGGAACACGUACCUCACCAAGUUCAUCGAUCGCUACGGGGGAAAGAAGCUGGAGAGAGCGAGGGACCUGUUCGAGCAGGCUCUGGAUGGCUGUCCUGCCAAGUUCGCAAAGACUAUCUACCUCCUGUACGCCAAGCUGGAAGAGGAGUACGGUUUGGCCCGCCAUGCCAUGGCCGUCUAUGAGCGGGCCACGCAGGCGGUGGGCACCGGGGAGAGGCACUCCAUGUUCAACAUCUACAUCAAAAGAGCCGCCGAAAUCUACGGGGUCACCUACACCAGGGCCAUCUACCAGAAGGCUAUUGAGGUCCUUCCAGAUGAGCACUCCAGGGACAUGUGUGUGCGAUUCGCCGACAUGGAGAGCAAGCUGGGGGAGAUCGACCGCUCGAGAGCCAUCUACUCCUACUGCUCCCAGAUCUGCGACCCCAGGGUCACUGCCAGUUUCUGGCAGUCGUGGAAGGAGUUUGAGAUCCGCCACGGCAACGAGGACACCAUCAGGGAGAUGUUGAGGAUCAAGCGCAGCGUGCAGGCCACGUACAACACCCAGGUCAACUUCAUGUCCUCCCAGAUGAUGAAGGCCACCACCAGCUCCACGGGAACGGUGUCAGACCUCGCUCCGGGCCAGCUGGGCUUGGAUGACAUGAAGAUGCUGGAGCAGAAAGCACAGCAGCUGGCUGCAGAGGCCGAACAGGACAAGGCGAAGCCCAAAGAGAAGAUCCUCUUUGUCAGGAGUGACACCUCUCGCAGUGAGCUGGCCCAGCUCGCCAAGCAAGCCAACCCGGAUGAGAUCGACAUUGAUGAUGACGACGACGAUGACGAGAACGGAGGGGAGGAAGAACAAGGCCCAGAGGAGGUACAACUGGAACAGAAGAGCGUCCCGACAGCUGUGUUUGGAGGGCUCAAAGAAGACUGAGUGGGUCAACAUGAGGAGACGUACUCUGAGAAGACUGCUUUGUCAAAUUCUUGACAGCCUGCUACAAUUCUAAUAGAAUAUGAUGUAUUUGUACCCUAGUAAAUGUUUCAGACUGCCGUAGUUCAUUUGUUUUUGCAUUUGUUGGUGUUAUUUCCAGGAUAUUGUGAACCUGCAUUUUGUACCACAUGACAUUAUGGCCACUGGCCACACGAUGGCAAUCUCUCUCAAUAUUUCAGCUAAAUACCGCUAGUUUACCUUCAGCUAAAAGAUGAAAGCCGAAUAUAAUGCAAUGACUUGCUUUUCAAGCGGUUCCAUUUAUAUGGAUGUGCUCUUUGUCUAAUUCCCUUAUAUCCAAGAGAAACAUUUAUGAGGACUUUCAAUUGUUUGGAGAGUUUCAUUAAAUUGGGAGCUAUGGCAAGGUAACAGUGGCUAAUGGUAUAUAUUUUGAAUCAAUGGCUGUUUUUUAAUGCAUAGUCAUACCGUUGGGACACUUCGAUCAUAGUGAAUGAUGCAGAGCUUAAGUAAUCUUACAAUCAUACAUUUAAAUAAUUAGGCUACAUUUAUAAAUAAUUGAAAGUUCCAGAUCAAUCAUAAUAAAUAUACUGAUCAAAAUGAAUUAUUGCAGGUUCAAUCCAUAUUAAUGUGAAUACAUUUCUCACCCUUGUAUUCAAUAUGCUUGCUAUAUGUGAGGUCCUGUGUUGACUGUUCAAACUCUAUGCCUCCUGAAAACAAAUGAUGCCUUAGGAAUUAUUUGUAUUUAAUAAGUUCGACAUAACUGACCUGCCUUUACGUAGCAUGUUACCAGAGAGUAGCUUCUGGAAACAAAAACACCUGUGUAAUGGCAGAUGCACCUGUCGCGUACAGGACUACCUUCCUACCUGCUGGUGGCGUUCACA
Messenger RNA from Gadus chalcogrammus (walleye pollock), 3579 nucleotides. RefSeq names its product XPA binding protein 2 (gene xab2). Gene Ontology annotation, molecular function: protein binding. Gene Ontology annotation, biological process: generation of catalytic spliceosome for first transesterification step; mRNA splicing, via spliceosome. NCBI's taxonomy places the organism in Eukaryota, Metazoa, Chordata, Actinopteri, Gadiformes, Gadidae. Bases 122 to 2683 code for a protein of 853 amino acids. The transcript is spliced from 19 exons. Gene Ontology annotation, cellular component: U2-type catalytic step 2 spliceosome; post-mRNA release spliceosomal complex; Prp19 complex. The record is from RefSeq and is a predicted model, not a curated record.